Juglans microcarpa x Juglans regia is the source of this 2013-nucleotide messenger RNA. RefSeq names its product CTL-like protein DDB_G0274487. The coding region runs from base 423 to 1922 and encodes 499 amino acids. Lineage: Eukaryota; Viridiplantae; Streptophyta; Magnoliopsida; Fagales; Juglandaceae. The transcript has 7 exons. Gene Ontology annotation, molecular function: transmembrane transporter activity. Gene Ontology annotation, biological process: transmembrane transport. Gene Ontology annotation, cellular component: membrane. The record is from RefSeq and is a predicted model, not a curated record.
AGAAUACGAGGCUUAGCAGUCCAUUAUUUCUCUUAUUUAAAACAAUUUUGGCUGAAUUCCAAAUUUCCACUAUCAAGAACGUUGUAGGUAACCUGAAUCCGAAUAUUCGCAUACAUAUAUGAUGAUAUAUCUCGCUGUCUGUGUCUGCGCCUGUGUCUCUGACUCUGUCUCUAGCCGUUGAGUUUGAGUUACAGUUUCAGUUUCCCCUCCAUUUUCUCAACGCUCCCAAGUUUCGUUUUUUUUAUAAAAAAAAAAAAAUAGCCCCAAACCCAUCUCCUUUGACUUUCCCCUCAAUUUCUCGCCUUCCUCUUCACGUUUUAACUCUCUCCCCCUCUCUCUAUCUCUCAAAGUUCAACCCGAAGUUAAUCCAAAAUUCAUCAACUGCUCCUUACUAUGCCUCUAACAAAUCCCUCCCUCACGCCAUGAUCGACUCUCAGAGCUCCAACUACUCCUUCGACUCCGCCUCCAUCCCCGCCACCGAUCAGAAUGUGGUCCGGAGUCGGAGAAGCUGCGAUGGGGGCCAGAUGCUUGCUUCUGCGCCAUCACGCCGCUGGCGCGAUAUUUUCUGGUUGGCAGUGUUUAUGAUUCAUCUGGCUGUUAUGGGAUUCAGUCUCGUGGUUCUUGGGCUCAAUAGAUUCGAGAAAACGGAUAGGCUAAACAUUGAUAAGUACACCAAUGGGUUUAUGGAACAACACAAGGGCUUGACGGAGAAUUACUGGCCAAUGUAUGCUGUUGCCGGUGGUGUUGGAACUGCUCUUGGAUGUACUUGGUUGUUUUUGUUGGGCUCGCAUGCGAAUGUAAUGAUGAAGGUUUCAGUGCACAUUUUGACUACCUAUCUUGCUGUGAUUAGUGUUUUGUGCUUUUGGGGCGAGCUGUUCCUUUGGGGUGUUGUGUUUGCAACUGGUGCUGCUUUGCAGUUUUUGUAUGUAAUCUCGGUAAUAGACAGACUUCCUUUUACCAUGCUGGUGUUGCAAAAAGCUGUAAAGAUGGUAUGGAGUCUUCCAGAAGUUAUGAGAGUAGCAUAUGUAUUUAUGUUUGUUAUGCUUUUAUGGGUGGAAUUAUGGUCUUUUGGAGCAGCUGGUGUUGUGGCUUCAAGCAUGGGUGUCGGUGGAUGCUGGUGGCUUCUUUUGGUGUUAUCUGUAAGCUUAUUUUGGACUGGUGCAGUCCUCUGUAAUGCUUUACAUGUUAUAGUAUCUGGGAUGGUGUUUCUUGUUCUUAUCCAUGGUGGUCGAGAAUCAUCAUCAAUACCUCCGAGUUCCCUGAUGAAGUCACUACGGUAUGCUGUGACAACGUCUUUUGGUAGCAUAUGCUAUGGAUCACUUUUCACAGCUGCUAUUCGGAUGCUACGUUGGGAGAUCAGGGGAGUCCGGUCAAAGAUUGGCAACAAUGAGUGUUUACUUUGCUGUGUUGACUUCCUUUUUCAUCUUGUGGAGACUCUUGUUCGUUUUUUCAACAAGUAUGCCUAUGUUCAGAUUGCUGUUACUGGCAAAAGCUUUAACCGUUCGGCAAGGGAUGCCUGGGAGUUAUUCCAAUCAACUGGGGUUGAAGCUCUUGUUGCCUAUGAUUGUUCAGGUGCUGUUCUAUUAAUGGGUAUUCUUUUAGGUGGGCUUGUUACUGGAACUUGCUCAGGAGUUUGGACCUGGAUUAAAUGGACAGAUAGAGUGAGCAUGGUGGGGUCCACUGCAAUGUUGAUGGGAAUGGUCUUGGUGGGACUGGCAAUGGUGGUGGUUGAAAGUGCAGUUACAUCCAUAUACAUUUGUUAUGCAGAAGAUCCAUUGCUGAUUCAAAGAUGGGAUUCCGAAUUUUUCAACCAGAUGUCGGAGAUGCUACACCAGCGUCUUCAGUAUAGGAGUGCCCGAGCAAGGAAAGUUUUAACCCAAAAUCGGCUUGAUGGCCACAUACAAGAAAUCCCACCUGCUUGAAAUGCCCAUUUUUGUUUACAACAGGCACAAUGUAAUUCAACUCUCUUUGAUUUAUCAACUUAGAUAUAUAUGAAUUAUUUUGUUUUUGGUU